GACCGGUCCACCAAUUGUUGAUCAGUGGAAAGGUUGUCGUGCAUUUGCAGUCUAUAUAACCAGACUGUAAUCCAGAGUUGUCAAACAAUGAGUGCCCGAAUCUCCCGGUCCUGGUUGGCGCUCGUAACUCGCAACUCGUCCGUCCCAUUCCUGUACCAAACUCGCACCCUCACUGCCGCAUACCUGUCCCCCCCAUUCCGCCAGCAGUACUCGACCUCUAGCGACGCCAACGAGCAGGACCAUGAAGCAGCAACAACAACAACAACAACAACAGCAGCAGCAGCAGCAGAACCAGCACAAGAUGACAAGCCCGCCCGUCCAGUCCGGAGGAGCUUCCUACGGAAAAAGGCCGCGGCCGUCACUCAACAGCAGCAGCAACAACAAGCACCCUCUAAACCAGCUCCGCAAAAGCCCGUCACCAUGACCAGCACCGAGAAGCAAAUCUUCGGCAAUCUGCUCGAACAACUCGGCACCGAGCGCCGCCAGCAAUCCCAGACCGAGCUCACCUCAUCCACACCAUCCGCAUCAUCAACGGAAUCAAAACCCACCCUCCGCGACGAAGACAUGGACGAGAUGGCGCAAAUCUCCGCGAUCUUCGACUCCGUCCUGCAAGACAUGAAAGAGAAGCGCCAGCGCAGCGCAGCGCGCACCGAGCGACAGGAGAGCGAAAUCGCCGUGCGAGAACAGAACACCGCCAUUGAAGAGAAGCUCCAAACAGGCGAAUACACCGAUGACGAGCUAGCGGAGAUGAUAUCCUCGAAACAGAUCUCCAUGGAUAGGGCCAUCGAGGCCGUGAUCAUGCGCGAGUCCGUCAGCAUUGAAGCCGCACUCUGGGACGCUAUUGAUAACCGUCGCGGAGAUACCGCUAUCUGGGAGGUAUGCAAGGAGCGGAUCUUUAAUAUCCUGCGACACUUGGACGAUGAGAAGAAGGGUCUGUUGGGCGUGAAGGACGAAUCUACUUCGGAGAGUUUCCUCGCUAUUCCCCCUGUCGUUCCCACUGAACCUGUUGUCACGGAACUCUAUCCCAAGAUGCUCCUCGUCGCGUUCAAGCUCCUCAAUCUGCAUUAUCCCGAAUCGCAUCUGAUCAGUCAGUUCCGUGCCACGAUUAAGUCUAUGGGUAGGGCGUCGGCUGUUCUGGGUGGGUCCACGGCUCUUUAUAAUGAGUUUAUCUAUUUCUAUUGGCGCGGAUGUCAUGAUUUGCCGGGUGUGGUGUCGCUGCUUCGUGAUAUGGAGGUUACGGGUGUGGAACCGAAUCGGCGUACGUGCGGUCUGUUGCAUUCGAUCAAGAAUCAGAGGGAUCAUGAUCUGAGGAAUCAUUGGCGGAAGGCCAAGGUGGAGGGCAAGCAGGGGAAGUCGAAUCGUGAGCCGUGGUGGGAUUUGGCGCCGAAUCGGAAGGCAGUCCGGGAGUUGUUUGGGGAUGAGGGGUGGGUGAAGAAGUUGGAGGGGAGGGUGAAGGAGAUUGAGAGGGCGAGGGAUUAUUAA
Messenger RNA from Aspergillus neoniger CBS 115656, 1482 nucleotides. RefSeq lists its product as uncharacterized. NCBI's taxonomy places the organism in Eukaryota, Fungi, Ascomycota, Eurotiomycetes, Eurotiales, Aspergillaceae. The transcript has a single exon. The coding region runs from base 88 to 1482 and encodes 464 amino acids. Gene Ontology annotation, cellular component: mitochondrion. The record is from RefSeq and is a predicted model, not a curated record.